Molecule: messenger RNA, 1366 nt
Organism: Closterium sp. NIES-67
Lineage: Eukaryota; Viridiplantae; Streptophyta; Zygnematophyceae; Desmidiales; Closteriaceae
Source: the annotation of a GenBank genome assembly
UGAAUUUCUGCCCUCAACCCCACCUCCAGCAUCCCUUCCCCCUUACCACCGCCAUUUGGAUUCCCAGCCACCAUUUCUAGACCAUCCAAUCAACCUCGGCAUUUCCGCCAGAAUAGCCAGCGCAUCCCCAUCCCAGCUGCAGCGACCAUUCUCUCGCGUCUUGGAAAUCACAAAUUCCCACGAAAUGUUCGCCUGCGCAGCAGCCGCGCCCUCCGUUCCUUCCUCGCUGCGGGUCGCAGACUCCGCGCGCUCUGCUCGCAGCCACGCUCCAUGCAAUGCGCCGACUCUCAAACACUGGAGCUGCUCUUCCGCGCGCGCGGCUAUCUAUCCUCGCUUUAAGCUAUCUGACCGGGAAAACGGGAUGGGAGCGUCCCAGUUGGGUUCCAACAGGUCGGCAUGCUUCCAAGGCGCGUCUCGCAUCUCCUGCCAGGCUCAUGCUCAGGCUGCUGAGAGGCGAAACUCCCAGAAACGGCCGCCACGUCUCUCCACCCACGCAUCUAUAGACGCCUUCGUGAUCGCAGUCGAGGACACACUCCUUAACCCCUCCUCCCAGCACCUCCUACCGCCAGCAGCCGAGGCUCUUAAAUCCACCUCCCUCCCCUUCUACCUCCUCACCUCCUCCUCCUCCUCGGUCUCUCCUGCUGACGUCAGCAUGUUCUUAAAGCGAGAUGCUGGGGUGGAUAUUCCCGAGGACUCUCCUCGGAUCAUGAUGGCUGGCAGGGGAGGUGGAGGAGAGGGGAAGCUGGCUGCUCUUUUAUCUGUCAACAGCCGGCCUCUAGCCCAGGACCCAGCCAACACCAUGCAUUACAUCGAUGCCGAUCUCACUGCUCUCAACCGUGCCGCCAGCCAACCAGAGCUCGCCAGGUGGCAGCUGUACCACGCGCAGUGGAGCGAGGGAGCAGGGAGCAACGAGGGGACGCGUGAUCCUCGCAUCAAGCCGAUUGUGCUCAAGGAUUUUGACGAGCUUCUCAGGUGGGGUCUGCUCAUGGGAGUGAACGACGGGUGCCAGGAGUAUGAGGACGGCACGCCAGCUACGUGACACAGCGGCACCAUUGCAACAGGGUACAGUAAUAUCUGUCGUAAUAUUAAUAAGUCAUAAUCAACCCCAAGGACCUGGCUGAGCUUUUCCUAAGGAUUUGCUGAUGGGAUCUUGGGAUGGGAGUCAGCAGUGGCUGUGCUGCAUGCCAGGAGUACGAAUGAAGGCGGCAUGCCGGCUGCACAGCUUGUGGUUGCAGUUAGAACAGAGCAGAGAAGAUUCUGAGCAUAUCUACCAAAUCAACUACAAUACCAUUUCCGGUGUAGGUACUUCUCUUGUUUGUUCUGCUGCCUCGGCUUGAGCCCCGUGAGGCGAUUUCCAUGAAGUUGG